Molecule: messenger RNA, 622 nt
Organism: Humulus lupulus (European hop)
Lineage: Eukaryota; Viridiplantae; Streptophyta; Magnoliopsida; Rosales; Cannabaceae
Product: large ribosomal subunit protein eL42
Exons: 4
Coding region: 137-454 (105 amino acids)
Biological process (GO): translation
Cellular component (GO): cytosolic large ribosomal subunit; ribosome
Molecular function (GO): structural constituent of ribosome
Source: RefSeq, a predicted model, not a curated record
UGCAUACACUAUAAAAUUGAAGACGAAACCCUAGCUACCUGCAUUUUCAUUCGGUCCCUCUGCUCCCGUUCCCCUCAGGCUCGCACAUCUCAACUCGGCUCCGGCGGCGGCGGCGGCUCCGGCUCUGUUAGCAGACAUGGUGAAUGUUCCCAAGACCAAGAAGACUUACUGCAAGAAUAAGGAGUGCAAGAAGCACACCCUUCACAAGGUGACUCAAUACAAGAAGGGCAAGGAUAGUCUUGCUGCUCAGGGUAAGCGUCGUUAUGACCGGAAACAGUCCGGUUAUGGAGGUCAGACCAAGCCAGUCUUUCACAAGAAGGCCAAAACCACCAAGAAGAUUGUUCUUAGGCUGCAGUGCCAGGGUUGCAAGCAUGUCUCUCAGCACGCAAUCAAGCGUUGCAAGCAUUUUGAGAUAGGAGGAGACAAGAAGGGAAAGGGAACUUCUCUUUUCUAAAUUUGUGUUACUAUGUCAUUUUUGUUUUUAUGGAUCUUGAAAUAGAGUUAUGGGAUAUUUGUUAACCUAGACAUGUUGUCAUGUUAAAGAUCGAUUUUGUUUGUUGAACUUUGUCAAUGUUAUUCUUCUUAAGGUUCCGAUAAGAUUUUAAAUGCUGUGCUUUUGAAA